Molecule: messenger RNA, 579 nt
Organism: Prorocentrum cordatum
Lineage: Eukaryota; Dinophyceae; Prorocentrales; Prorocentraceae
Source: the annotation of a GenBank genome assembly
GCGAAGCACGAGGCGGCGGUGGCCGCGAGAUGGCGCGGCUGGGUCGACGAUGCGUUCAAGAACGGGGCAGGCUGCGCCCAUCGGGCCACCACGCUCCAGGAACGCCUCGAGGUGUUGAGCCAACCAGGGCAGGCGGACCCCUACGCGCUGGCCGGGACAGCCAUGGACCAGUGGGAGGAGCUGUGGUUCGCUCGCGGCGCCGACUGGCUGCCGCUGCCCGGCGAUGCAUCGAGCUGGACACAGCUGCCGCCGCUCGACGUGCCGCAGCUGCGAGAGACUACGCAGUCCUUCAGCUGGAAGACUGCGGUGGGCCACGGCUGCAUGCAUCCCACGGCGAUGUUGUUCGCCUCGGACGCCGCUUUCGCCACGCUCGCGCUGCUCUUCGUGCGGUGCGAGACCAUGCUAUGCAGCGGCCGUGGCGGGGUUGGCUCCGAUUCCAUCACGCUUCACCUCGCCUCGCAGCGGGAUCCCUACCUGUACCCGAUCUUCGAUGUCACCCUGCUCCCCGCCAUGAAGUACUGCGAGUUCAUCUGGGACGAGCGCCUGCCGCUGGCGGGGCCGCAGCGCGCCUGGCAGUAA